AUGGCAUCGGGGGUCCAAGAAAGGAGAUAUGCCAAUGUCACCUGGAAGAGACCAAAUCCCCGCCGUCUCCAUGCCAGUACUCAAUUCAGUCAAGGGCCCAGGGUUAUCUCAAGCCCAACAGCCUCAUCAGCGAUAUUCGUCUACAUUACUCUAGGGCCUUCUACCAGUUUUCACUACUCGGGAAUAAUCCAGUUACGAAACAUCUUCCAAACAUGGUCGCAGACCUUCGACGUUAAGAUUAUCAAACCACCGAGGCAGGGCACAAACUGGCCGAGUAUACUGUAA
Colletotrichum higginsianum IMI 349063 is the source of this 285-nucleotide messenger RNA. RefSeq lists its product as uncharacterized. The transcript has 2 exons. The record is from RefSeq and is a predicted model, not a curated record. NCBI's taxonomy places the organism in Eukaryota, Fungi, Ascomycota, Sordariomycetes, Glomerellales, Glomerellaceae. Bases 1 to 285 code for a protein of 94 amino acids.